AUGGGUAGUGAUAGUUUAGCUGAAGCAAUUGUCCAACCGGCAACUGAUAAACUCAAGAAACUUUCUCAUAAAGUAGGAGGUUCCGGCAGUGGAGCAGCUUCAGGUAAGAAAGGAGGUAUCGAAUUAUUUUCCAAAGAAUAUUAUGCUGCUUGUACACUUGGUGGUAUUAUUGCAUGUGGACCAACACAUUCGUCUGUUACACCAUUAGAUUUGGUGAAAUGUCGUCGUCAAGUUGAUUCUUCAUUAUAUAAGUCAAAUAUGCAAGGGUGGAAAACGAUUUUGAAAACUAAGGGGGAUUCUGUAUUCACAGGUAUCGGUGCAACAUUCAUUGGUUAUUCAUUCCAAGGUGCUGGUAAGUACGGAUUUUAUGAAUAUUUCAAGAAAACCUAUUCUGAUGUUGUAGGACCAGAUUUUUACAGCAAGUACAAGACGGGAGUAUUUUUAGCAGCUUCAUUCUCUGCUGAAUUUUUAGCUGAUAUAGCAUUGUGUCCAUGGGAAACAAUUAAGGUUAAGACACAAACCACUAUUCCACCAUAUGCUUCAUCUUUGUGGGAUGGAUGGUCCAAAAUCACUGCUACAGAGGGUAUUGCGGGUUUGUACAAGGGGUUAAUUCCUUUAUGGUUUAGACAAAUUCCUUACACCAUGGUUAAGUUUGCAAGUUUUGAAAAGACUGUUGAACAGAUUUACAAGUAUUUGGGCAAAAAGCCUGCGGAUUAUACUCCAGUACAACAGACAGGGGUCUCAUUCUUAGGGGGUUAUAUCGCUGGUAUUUUCUGUGCUGUUGUAUCUCACCCAGCUGAUGUUAUGGUUUCUAAGAUUAAUUCUGAAAAGAAACCAACUGAAAGUAUCGGACAAGCCUUAGGUAGAAUUUAUAACAAGAUUGGGUUUGCUGGUGUCUGGAAUGGCUUGCCUGUCAGAAUUGUGAUGAUUGGUACAUUGACUGGUUUCCAAUGGCUUAUUUACGAUUCUUUCAAGGUUUAUGUUGGUUUGCCUACUACUGGUGGACAUUAA
Molecule: messenger RNA, 1011 nt
Organism: Debaryomyces fabryi
Lineage: Eukaryota; Fungi; Ascomycota; Pichiomycetes; Serinales; Debaryomycetaceae
Product: Cu/Pi carrier
Exons: 1
Coding region: 1-1011 (336 amino acids)
Biological process (GO): mitochondrial phosphate ion transmembrane transport
Cellular component (GO): mitochondrial inner membrane
Molecular function (GO): phosphate transmembrane transporter activity
Source: RefSeq, a predicted model, not a curated record